AUGGAUCCGGAAAGCGAGUGCGAGACCGACCUGCGCGUGCUGGCCGCCGGCAUCCCGCUGCCGCCCCCGCCACCCCCGCUCGGCAGGGACCCCGCCGUGCCGCACGCCCCCGUGCGCACGCACCGCCUCACCACCGACCAGAAGAGGCUGGCGGUGAAGAACGCGCUGCGCUACUUCCCGCUGGAGUACCACUCCAGGCUGGCCCCAGAGUUCGCCCAGGAGCUGGACGAGUACGGACACAUCUACAUGUACCGCCUAAUGCCCAAGUUCCCUGUCAGGGCUUAUCCACUGCAACUUCUGCCUGCCCGUUGUCCAGAGGCGGCGGCCAUCAUGCUGAUGAUCCUCAACAACCUGGACCCGGCGGUGGCGCAGUUCCCACACGAGCUCGUCACCUACGGGGGCAACGGACAGGUCUUCUCCAACUGGGCACAGUUCUGGCUGGUGAUGCGCUACCUGUCUUCGCUGGAGCGCGACCAGACGCUGGUGCUGUACUCGGGCCACCCGCUGGGGGUCUUCCCGUCGCCAGCGUCGGCGCCGCGGCUCGUCAUCACCAACGGUAUGGUGGUGCCCAACUACUCCACCAGGAAGCACUACGACGACAUGUUCGCACUCGGAGUCACCAUGUACGGCCAGAUGACCGCGGGAAGCUUCUGUUACAUCGGGCCGCAGGGCAUCGUCCACGGCACUACGAUCACGCUGAUGAGCGCGGGCCGCAAGUACCUGGGCUGCGACAGCCUGGCGGGCAAGGUGUUUGUGACGGCCGGCCUGGGCGGCAUGAGUGGCGCGCAGGCCAAGGCCGCCGUCAUCGCCGGCUGCGUCGGCGUCAUCGCAGAGGUGAGCGAAGAGGCGCUGCAGAAGCGGCUACGCCAGGGCUGGCUGUGCGAGGUGGAGGGCGACCUCAACAAGCUGAUCCAGCGCAUCAGGGAGGCCCGCCGCAAAAAGGAGGCGACCAGCAUUGGCUACCACGGCAACGUGGUGAACCUGUGGGAGCGGCUGGUGAGGGAACUUCGCGAGAAGGGCGAGCUGCUGGUGGACCUGGGCUCCGACCAGACGUCCUGCCAUAAUCCCUUCCAGGGCGGCUACUACCCUGUACAGCUCGCCUUCCAUGAGGCGCUGAAGGUGCUGUCUGAAGAGCCGGAGCGUUUUUCGUCGAUGGUGCAGGCGAGCCUGGUGCGCCACGUGGAGGCGGUGAACGAGCUGGCGGCGGCCGGGAUGCGCUUCUGGGACUACGGCAACGCCUUCCUGCUGGAGGCGCGCCGCGCGGGCGCCGACGUCGAGAAGGCGGGCGCCGGCCCACUCGCCUUCCGCUACCCCACCUACGUGCAGGACAUCAUGGGGGACAUAUUCUCGUUGGGAUUCGGGCCUUUCCGCUGGGUGUGCACAUCUGGGCUGGAGAGCGACCUGCAGACCACGGACAAGCUCGCAAUUGAUGAACUGGAGACUCUGCUGAAAGAUGAGAGCGUGGGCUACUCGACGCGCGCCCAGUACGAGUCCAACCUGGAGUGGCUGCGGCGCGCGGAGGAGCACCGGCUGGUGGUGGGGUCGCAGGCGCGCAUCCUGUACGCCGACCGAGAGGCCCGCCGCCGCAUCGCCGCCGCACUCAAUGACGCAGUCCGCACCGGCGCCGUCAAGGGCCCCAUAGUACUCAGCAGGGACCACCAUGACGUCAGCGGCACUGACAGCCCAUUCCGCGAGACAUCCAACAUAGACGAUGGCUCUGCUUUCUGCGCAGACAUGGCCGUGCAGAACUGCAUCGGAGACGCAAUUCGCGGAGCCACCUGGGUCGCACUCCAUAACGGCGGCGGCGUCGGCUGGGGCGAGGUGAUAAACGGCGGCUUCGGUCUUCUGCUGGACGGAUCGGAGGACGCGGCGAAACGGGCGCACACCAUGCUGGCUUGGGAUGUCAGCAACGGAGUCGCUCGCAGGUGCUGGUCUGGAAACGAGAUGGCUCUGGAGGCUACGCGCGUGGCCAUGAAGUCGGACCCUCGUCUCGAGGUGACGCUGCCGCACCACGCCUCGCCUCAGCUGCUGAACACUCUCUUCCAGUGACCUGUGCCGCCAGGACUACCUCAUCGGUGUUCAGCUCACUCUAUGCUUCCUCUCACUAAUUGUCAGAAAUGUGACACUCAUAUUCCUCUGAUACAUGUGUAAUUUGUCAUUGCUUUCUUAAUCGAUUGUGAUUUAAAGAGGAAAUAUGUCUGUAUGUGAAGAAUUAUCUCGCAGCAGCGCUGUGGUAUGGUUACUGAGCUUUUUGAUACUGUACUCGUGAUGGUUUCUCUUGUUGUGAGUUCGUUCGUGCAACAGUAAUUUUUAUCACAUUUUCUUCUGGUUCCCUCUUCUGAGUUUUGGUUUGCUCUUUUGUCUUUCCGGUGCGAUGACUCAAAUAUCUGGUCUCAUAUAUCGAGGGGUUUUAAAGAGAUUUAUCCGAUAUCAAACGACUGUAUCUCCUACAUGAAUUACAGCUGUAUCAGUGUUCUUUCUCGUUUAACUCCCGUACUGUUCUUCCAGUACUUAUUUUAAUGUCAGUGACAAAAGAUUGAGAGACAAGUCAUCAUCCGAUAGCUUUUACAAAGCAUGAAACUUCUGCCAUCUACUAUCCUAUUUCUUCCAAAAUAUUUAAAGUCGUUGUUAAUAUGUCAACUUUUACAAGUCAUACAGUUUCUGCCAACUACUUUGCCACUUGUUCCAAACAUUCCACUACCCGGUAGCUUUUUGAAAACAUGAAGUUUCUGCCAAUUACUUCGCUAUUUGAUCCAAAAUAUUUAAUCUCGUUGCUAGCCUGUUAGCUGUAACAAAGCAUGAGGUUUCUGCCAACUACUUUGCUGAUUGUUCCAAAUUGCUUUGCAAACCACGAAAUUUCUGCCAGCUUUGCUCAUUAACCCCUUUGUUAGCCUGUUAUCUGUAACAAGGCAUAAGGUUUCUACAACAACUUUGCUGAUUGUUCCAAUGCUUUUCAAGCCACGAAAUUUCUGCUAGCUAACCCCUUUGUUAGCGUUUUAUCUGUAACAAAGCAUAAGGUUUCUACAACAACUUUGCUGAUUAUUCCAAUGCUUUUCAAGCCACGAAAUUUCUGCUAGCUUUGCUCAUUGCUCCAGAUUAUAUCAUUUCGGUGACACACAUGUAUCAGAAGAAGACCAUAAAUAUAUCAACUGUCCAAUUAAUUUCGCCUGCGAGUUCUCUUCCAAAUCAAAAACUUUUUUUUUAUUAUAUAAACUAUAUGUUGCUUCUUGUUAUGAAGAAGUGACGCUUUUAUUUUGUUCACUUUUGCUGUCAUUGUUUUAUUAUGUCCAGAUAUAUACACAACUAAGUCUCUCUUACCUCGUGACAUACGAAGAUGGAGAGUGAUGCUGCUGUCUAUGCUUCGCUGAUUUUGUAAGAUGGAGCGGCGUCUUUCUUAAUUUUAGGCGAAUUUACUAAUAUGAACGUUGACGCUCUUGGGCACAAACUGGCUUCAAUCAAACAAAUUGUCUGGAAAAGUGGAAAUAAAAAAAUUCGGAGUGGUAUAUGAAGGAGUAUCCAUAUGGGACUAAUGCUUUGAAUUUACGCGGAAUCGCCUAUUUUCAGUAUUUGACGCAACCCCCAAUAAAUAGGGUGUUUCACAAUUUCUGUUAGAUGCUUCUAGGACAUUUAGGGGGGACAUAGUAUGCAAAGUUUCGAAGAAGAAUCCGUUACCGGAAAUGUACCGUGUUGCUGUAAAAUAAAUCUGAAGAUCGAAUCACUUUUAAAUCUCUCGGUUCAUUGAACAAACAUAGCGGACACAAUGAGCUCUGACCCGGGUAAUGAACAGGAGCCCAUGGCAUGGGCAGUGUUCCGAGUAGUCUUCGUCGGGUUCUCCUCUAUGUGACAAAGGACGUCAUCUCCGAAGUCGGGAGUACAGCGCACCACAUCCAGUCCUCUUACAUAGGUCCAAACGUACCACUUUGAGGCUUUGUUGCAGUCGGUCGAAAAUGUUACUUGAUGUCUUAAUUACAACAGGGACUGACUCUUCUCAGUUAGUAUGAGUACCGCGAGGCCGGAAAUUUGAAAGUAAGCCGUUCUUCAUAAACUGUACAGUUCCGAAGUUGAGUUCCUUAUAAAAACUUUAUCUAGCAAGUCCCCUCAACAACCUGCAGAAGCCUGUUAUAGGAAUUAUGAAUACCCUAUAUAAUUGUAGGGGCGCGUACUUUUAUUGAAAGGAAAACACACUUAGCGCCACUAGACAUGUCGCAUUUUCACAAAGUAUUAUUUAGUAAUCAAUCACUUCUCGCCGUAUUCAGUGAAAAGCCACAUCCUCCCAUCAUUCACAGCUCACACAUCAGCUUCUCUAUGAUCAUAAAUCUCUUGUAGAAACUCAACAACUUUAACCAUUUGGAAUCACACGUUUUUUACCCCGCCUCCAUACACAUCUCUUUCCCUAUUUUCACACAUUCUAUGUCCAGAAAACGCUACACCAAACGUUUUCUGUGCUCUCCCUCCUUCCACUUUCCUACAACUGUCCGUUCCUCUGAUUUUACCCAGAUAUUAAUCUCCCUGGGCACAGCACCCAUACGGCAGAAAAUGGACAUGUAUAAAACAUACAUAAACACAAAUUUACGUGUUUCAGGUAGCACAGAUAUUAAAGAAAAAAAGAGAAAAUACGAGGGUAAUCCCAAAAGUAAGGUCUCCUAUUUUUUUAUAAGUACAUAGACCUGUUUAUUUCUACAAUGGUUUACAUCUGUUUAGAGCUUGAACAUUUAACUAUUUUUCGACAUAAUCACCAUUUCUGUCGAUGCAUUUUUGUAGACGCUGUGGCAGUUUUUGUAUGCCCAUGUCAUACCAAGUCGCCGCCUUGCUGUUCAGAAAGUUAUGAAUUGGCAUGAUUGGUGCUUUGUCUCAGGCGUAAAGUGGUAUGCCCAGGUUUCGUCACCCGUGACAACUGAGUCCAGAAAGUUGUCCUGUUCGGCUGCAAGGCGGUGAAGAAACGCGCGGCAAGCAUCAACUCGCUGCAGCAUGUCGUCCUCAGUCAGCAAGCGUGGCACCUAUCUUGCGCACACCUUCCGGUAGUUCAAUUUUUCCAUCAAAAUUCUGUGAGCAGUGCUUCGGGAAACCUCAGGAACCAAUGUGCAGAGGUCACCCAGGGUGAUCCGCCGAUCUUCACGCAUGCUUUGGUCAACCUUCAACACUGUCUCCUCAGAAAUUGACGGUCUCCCGCUCCUUUCUUCGUCGUGAAUUUCGGUCCGACCAGCUGCAAACGCUCUACACCACUUACGAACAUUUUUGACAUCCAUGCACGACUCAUCAUACACUUCCGUCAAGUGGCGGUGGAUUUCAAUCGGCGCAGUGCCCUCUCCGUUCAAAAAGCGAAUAAAUGCGUGCAGUUCGCACUUGGCGGUAACAUCCAACGGGAGCUCCGUUCUCAACGGCUGGCAAGCCAAAACCGCGCCUCAGCGCGGCGGCGUGCGCAUGUUUACACACAGCGCGUGAAGCACUCUUAUAAGUGUGACCAACUGCCACACAAACAGAGUUCUGUACUUAUAAAAAAAUAGGAGAUCUUGCUUUUGUGAUUACCCUUGUAUAUAAUUAACACGACAGAAAAAUUAUGUCACGAAAUGAAGAUAGAAACACUAUGUAAAUUUUAGCUUACGCAUUGGACUACAAAGUUUUUAUUUUCAAAAUAACCAUUUUGCAACAAUUUAUAACUUUUGGGUACUCUUUAAUUUCACAUUUAGGAUCAAAGUUUUUAUUUCCCUUUCACAAACUCUCAAUUAACUUCCACAGGACGCACGACACACACAGAGACGAUAGUUAAGCUCUUCCCAUACUUUUACGAGCACAUCUGUAGUUAAUGCACUCGCUGCUGUCGCUAAUGCAACGUGGAAAUUCACACAAAGCUGUUGAUAGGGGAAGGAUAUACGAGUAUUUCACAAACCCCUACGCAAAGCUCACAUACGGUGAGAUCAGGCGACCCUGAGGACGAAUUCUGCAAUAUGAGAUCCAUAGACCCCUUACUCUGUAGGAGUUGCAGCGGCGUUCUCUAGACGAAAAGUUGUGAUUGAAGUCGAGAAUGAGAAAUGUCAUCUCGACUGGGUGCAUACUGGGCAAUGAACAAGCGAUCGUGCUGGUUGUCACAGGGAGACCCUGACUGCCAGCUUACAACUGGCAUCAAGGUGUACUCUUAACAAAAGACCGCGGCUAUUCGCCAUCGCCGAUUCCCUUCAAAUUUAUGGUAUAUUCAGGGCAAGACCAGAAAUGAAUGUGACGAGCGUGGGAGCCCCAGAUGGCCAAGCUUUGAGAAAAAAAAUAGCAAUUUUGAACGGGGGCGGCGAGGCUUGAACCGUUUAUGUUGAUGUAUUUUCCAGGAAGUGUUUGGCGCAGUGGAAAGAUUAAAGAACAGCAGUUUGAGGGUCAAAGGGUCCAGUAUGUAUGGGGAAACCAUUUUAUGUUUCUUUAUUUCCAGUUUUUACGUUACUUACACUGCAAAUAAACCAAAAUAGUGCUCAAUAUAUUGUAUUAGUUAAUGUUUUCAUAAUAAGUAUGAAAAGGAAAGGGAUAGGAUAAAUCGAGAUUGCAAACAAUGUCCCGGGAAGCGAUUUUACGGCGUACACCAGAACUUCGUAUAUAAAACUAGUCGAUGAUAUACGAGUGCUGGGAUGAUACUCAUCCUAAAAAAGGUAGCAUUAAUUUUCUCGGCGUUUUGCUCACGUUAUAAACGCCACAUUUUUACAAUUACAUCGUCAUUUUAAAGUUUCUAUAGGGAAACAAACCUGGUUCACAUUAAUGGAAGAUUCUCUAUCAUCGUUUGGCAACAGACCACGCACUACGCAAAUUUUCUCCAAAUUUGGCUACCAUAGCUGGUGAUGUACAAUGGAAUGUAUUUUGAUGCAGUCUUCUCAAAGCUCAAACUGAAACUUAUGGAAUACGAAGUCCUGUACGUUUUAAUUACUAUGUAUUCGUGAAGUGUUAGUUGCGGAGUCCUCAUGGAUGCAAUCCUUUCUCGGAAAUUUAUUUACAAUCCAAAAUUUUCCUUUACCUCACAUCUACAAUACUCACUUCCAUUUCUGGCCUAGUCAUGCAGAUACCAUAAAGUUCCCAUACAAUACGUUUAACAUGACUCAAAGUUUGUAUCUUCAUAUACUUAGUAGCUAUAGUUCUGUGAAAUCGGAUGAAUCUUUUUGAAAAAUGCUCUAUUUCCCAAUAGAGUUCGCUUAACAUAGCCGACCAACUAGACCGAAUUCUACGUAAUAAAAAGCAUCUUGAACCCAAAGCGACGAUCCAUAUAAUCUUCACGAUCUCACAGACAAUACUAUCUACUCAUUAAUUCUCAGCACUGGCAAAGCUGCCGAAUUAAAAAUAUCAUUCAGCUCUUAAGUAUCAUUUACUAUAGACAUACAAAAACGACUGUUAGUUAAACACCUUUCUGUCUCCGACAUUUACAGUAUUAGUGAUCGCGUGAGUCCGAGUUAGCUUUAGCAGAUAAGAACUGGCAGCUCUAGCGGUUAUCAAGCAGUAUCUGAGUAAAUUUUACUCGAUAUCUGGGUAAUCCAGUUGGUGAGAUAAAGGACUUAGCGUCGCUCUCGACGUUUGUCCCUCGUCGAUUCCAAUAUCUUAAGAGAUUCUUUGACAGAUUUACUCUGCUCUCUAGAAAGACGAAGUUUGUUUAUAUUUAAUAUGCGCUUACCCGUUGUGGAACUAACAGCAUGUACAAAAGGGCGUCAGUUUUUUCGACUACAGCUGAUAGCAAAUCUCCUACCACUUAGGAUAGUAUCAGUUACGUUCAUUAUGACUACUGCUUCCACCUCUCUGGUCGGACUGUUCUUGUCUCAUAAUUGUUGAUAGUUCUAAAAGCAACUAUGUGGAAGAAAUAGCAUACCUCUUUUAUUAACAGAGACUGUACAAUUUCGACUUUCUACAUUUCAAAUCACACAAUAAAUUUCAUCAGUGUAAUGAACAAAAUUCUACGAUGUAUAAAAUAUGCUGAUCUGUCAUAACAGUAGUAUCCACACCUCUGUAGUACCUGGAGCUUUGCAUGUCAUGUUGAAUCUAUUAACAGAUUGACCGCAACUUCGUUACCGUUAUCUCUCAGCCGCUUUUACAGAGGAACCACAUUUCAGACACGUUUGGAGGUUCCGAAUUGUCGGUUUCGGACAUCUCGUGUUUUAGAUAAGAGAGCCAACACUUCAUUUAGGUAUUCUUUAAAUGCAGUAAUGCUAUAUUAUUGGAAACUUGAUAUUUGCCAAUUCCAACCUUUGAGGUCAAAAGUUCUUUGUGAUGGCAUUUCCUGUACACUUCCACACUUCCAUACAAGCGAGCUGAUCUCCAAGUGCAUCUUCCUCUUUCUCACUCGAUGUGGCCACAUGACAGCAUUGAUCAUUCAUCUGCAGCUCUGUGGUUACUGGUAUAUUCCAACACUUAUCUCACUGUGAUAACGCUUAAAUAUCUCCUGUAAUCAUUUUAUUUCUUAAAGUACAAGCAAGGACUUGAAUCUGGGCUAGGUGAGUUUUUUAUUGACUCUUCAUUUUAAAGAACUAGGUUGAAGUUCGUCACAUUUAAAACUACACUGUCCAACACAUUAGCAGAUAAAUGCUAUUUUCUCAAAGACGCCGGAGCAAAAGAGGGAACAACUAAGGAGGCCAGUGCGUACUGAAGUUCGAACCUCACACUAUCGCCAGGGAACCACCACUGUUUUUCAUAAAUUACAUGGGAAUAUUCCGGAACAUGUGCGCUCAAAAAACUGCGAAGAAUUUCGUGCUGAUGUCGUCGUAAUGGUCUGAUACUUAUUUACAGUGACUAACAAGUAUCAAAGAUUAUCAGCAUUAAUGGAAAGUAACUGUUAUUACACUUGUGAAAUACUGCAUAAGCCUUUACUCUGUGUUAAAACGACAAGCCUACCAGUUUCAGAUAAGCCUACCAGUUUCAUAUCUCGACGUAACUGUUUACUAGAAUCCUCUAAAUUGUCUUCGACCCACGGUAUUCACUUUUCCCUUCCAAUCGCUAGUAUCUCUCUCUUUCUCAUACACACCACACGCAAAUUUGUCAUCUGUGUAACAUCUCACACCGCCCUGUUGGCAGGGUUUCUGCUUAUGUAAGUCUUAGUCAGCAAGUUCACUGUUCCAUAUGGAUUUUCCACAACUCCUGUUGGAAUUCUUUAUUCCCUGUAAUACAGUCAUGUUUCGUCGAUUCUACAGUUUUCAGAUUAUUUGUAGAUAGUCAUUUGAGAAGUUCUCGGCCUUCUGUUUUCCAGCAGUCAUAUUAAUCCACUAACGCAUCUUCACCAAAUUUUCAUAAAAAUGAUUUGUUAAAGGAAGUGUUUCGUUCAUGUCCGAUAUUAUUUUAAACUAGUAGGUUUUCCGUUUGCAUUCGCCUCCUUUCUACAUCUGCUUAGUUUGUGACAGCAGUUUUUUUCUUAAUUCCCACGCUUAUUAGAACUACUUCUUAUGAUUUAUCACUCCAUUCCCAGUCUUAUAGUUCCACCCUGAUUCUCGUUUAUAGCACUGAUUUUCAUCUCUGACCUUUUUUCGUGUUACAAACCCCUGUUAGUACCACUAACCUUCGUUCUAAGCCUCUUCUUAGUAAUAAUGUGAAUACAGAAGUUUGCUACGUAUAAAGGCAAUGUCCUAAACAACAGUGCGUUUCAUUAGACAAUAACUUGUCAGUAAAGUCUCAUUUCUAAGUCUCAAAAUCGGAGUCCAGGUGUUAAGACUGUUACACUGAUGUAGCCACAAGCUACAUCCAGUUUCCAUAAUAUAACCCUGAAGAACAGCCCCACAUCCAGGUAUCUCACAAAUACGUGUUUCUACGCCCUUGAAACACAGCCUUUGGAGUUACUGUAGAUUUAAACAAACAUUUGUCUUGAAUUGUAGGUUACGCUAAUAAUAGAAAUGGCAGUUUAUUGCUGCCCACUCAUUCAGUUUAUCUGAUGUUCAACUAUUCUCAGUGAAGUGUACAUUCAGUCAAAUGAUCCAAUUUCAUUUUGAGACAAGUACUAUAUGUCAUAUACCAGAUGCAUGGUGAGGGGAUGUAAAACGGCUUUCGCAAGAAAUGUGCUCAAUCUUCGUUAUUAUAAAUGUUCUUGAACUUCCUCUUUGUAUUGAUUCAAUACAUUGUCAGUUUGCUGUGUAAAUAUUUCUAAGCAUUAAGUGUUAGUUGAUUUUGUAAAUCUUAUUAAGAAUGGGGAAAACUGUGACAACAAAUAAAUAAAAAUCUUUAUAAGAAAA
This is a messenger RNA of Schistocerca nitens (vagrant locust), 10172 nucleotides long. RefSeq names its product urocanate hydratase-like. The record is from RefSeq and is a predicted model, not a curated record. Gene Ontology annotation, biological process: L-histidine catabolic process. Gene Ontology annotation, molecular function: urocanate hydratase activity. Lineage: Eukaryota; Metazoa; Arthropoda; Insecta; Orthoptera; Acrididae. Bases 1 to 2049 code for a protein of 682 amino acids. The transcript has 15 exons.